CUUUAACAACUAAAUCAAAAUCUUCUGAAACUUCAGCCAUGGAUGGUGUAAUCAUCUCCCCAUCUUCUUCUUCUUCAGUUGCAUCUUUUCCCAUUCCAACCACCCCACUCUCUUCUAAUACCCUCCAGCAAAAACUUCAAAACCUUCUCGAAAACCAGCCGCAACAAUGGGCAUAUGCCAUUUUCUGGCAGACCUUCAACGAUAACUCAAACAACCGCGUCUCCUUGUCAUGGGGAGGCGGACAUUUCCAAAACAACAAAGAGGCACAACCCGACCCGGAUUGUAGAAAGUUUGCUAUCAAAGAAAUCCAGUCCCUUCUUGAACUAGAAAACCCUGAUGAUGCAGAAUGGUUCUAUGUCAUUUCAUUAACCAGGUCGUUUAUUCCUGGAGAUGGGUCGGUUCUAGGUACGGCUUUAGAUUCAAACACUAUGAUCUGGUUAAGUGGUGUGGACCAGCUUCGGUCUUUUAACUGCCAGAGAACAAAUGAAGCUCAAACACAUGGAUUGAAGACCAUGGUUUGCAUUCCAACAUCUAAUGGUGUUGUCGAAAUGGGUUCGUCUUAUGUCAUUGAGGAGUCUUGGAGUUUGGCUCACCAGGCGUUGUCACUGUUUGGUGGCGGUUCUAUAAAACUAAACAACAUUGGGGACGGUCAUCACAAUAUGGUUUCAUUUACUGAUAUGGUACUCAUGGAUGGUAUGGAUGGUGCAUUGCAAAAGGGCCAUGAUGAGGAAGGUAUGACCGUUAUAGAUUUCGACUCAACAACACAAGAUGAACACAUGUCCAAGAAAGUUGGAACAUCAUGCGUGAAAGGGGACACUACAGUUGCCAUGAAUACGUACGUAGAGACUGCAUCUGAGCAUUCGGAUUCUGACUGCCAAUUGGUUCUUGCCACAUCAACAAAGCCGAAAAGAAAACAACAUAACAAGUUACCUAAUCUGAAAGGAAAAAAGGUAGACGGGCGGUUCCCACCCCUAAACCACGUGGACGCUGAAAGGCAGAGGCGUGAGAAGCUCAACCAGCGAUUCUACGCCCUCAGGUCUGUCGUCCCCAACGUGUCUAGGAUGGACAAGGCAUCCCUCCUGGAAGACGCGGUCUGCUAUAUCAACGAACUGAAAGAAAAAAUCGAGCAUCUUGAAUCGCAACUUCAUCAUGGUAAAUGGAAAACCAAGAAAGUGAAGGUAGAAAUGGUUGAUACAAUGGAGAACAAUUUGUAUAAUCAACCAACAUCAAAGGCUAACAACAACAAAAAAACUAGUGGCUAUGGGGAAGUGGAAGUGAAAAUCGUGGGUGAAAAUGUGAUGAUAAAAGUGCAGUCUGGGAAUGCGGAUUUACCGGCCGCUAAACUAAUGAAUGCUUUGAGAGAAAUGAAAGCACAAAUCAAGCAUGCAAGCAUGUUGUGUGUUAAUGAGAUAAUGAUGCAAGAUGUGUUGGCUAAAAUCCCUGGUGCCGUAGAUGAAGAUGAAUUAAAAUCCGAUCUCAUUAGAAAGUUAAACCGCUAGAAGCAUUUAGACGCGUGUUAUAGGUUUGAAUUGGUGUCAUAAUAGUGUGUUAUGGCCUAUGGGAGUUAUUUUUUUUCGUGUUAUGUGAGAUUGUUUUUAGCAAUGUAAAUGAAAAUCAAGGUGUGUCUUUGGUCAUGACAUUGUACAAUUGAGAUUAUUAUUAUUAAUAUCAUUAUAUGUGUGUGUA
Helianthus annuus (common sunflower) is the source of this 1686-nucleotide messenger RNA. RefSeq names its product transcription factor MYC2. The transcript has 2 exons. Gene Ontology annotation, molecular function: protein dimerization activity; DNA-binding transcription factor activity; transcription cis-regulatory region binding. Lineage: Eukaryota; Viridiplantae; Streptophyta; Magnoliopsida; Asterales; Asteraceae. The coding region runs from base 39 to 1499 and encodes 486 amino acids. Gene Ontology annotation, biological process: regulation of DNA-templated transcription. The record is from RefSeq and is a predicted model, not a curated record. Gene Ontology annotation, cellular component: nucleus.